This is a messenger RNA of Cydia strobilella, 873 nucleotides long. Its product is annotated as translation machinery-associated protein 7 homolog. Lineage: Eukaryota; Metazoa; Arthropoda; Insecta; Lepidoptera; Tortricidae. The coding region runs from base 153 to 347 and encodes 64 amino acids. The record is from RefSeq and is a predicted model, not a curated record. The transcript has 3 exons.
AUUGUGAAGUGUGAAGGUGAAGCAUAUAACCACUACUGAAGUUGCAAAUGCACACUGUGUUGUGGCACUGUGGCGAUCUUUAUCAAUUUUUGUAUUAAUCUAACAAUCUUUGUUUAGUGCAUCUUUUAUUUUUUAUUUGAUACAUUCCCAACAUGUCUGGCCGUGAAGGUGGUAAGAAGAAGCCGCUGAAGGCGCCCAAGAAGGAGUCCAAAGAGAUGGACGAGGAUGACCUAGCCCACAAGGCCAAGCUUAAGGAGCAGCAGAAGGCUCUGGCAGAUGCGAAAGCAAAGGCAACCCAAAAAGGUCCCCUCGCACAAGGUGGAAUAAAGAAAUCUGGCAAAAAGUGACACGACUCUAUGAUGAACUACUGUUUAAGUUAUAGGCUGUAAUAAAUCCUUAUGUAAGAACUAUUAAAGAUCUUCCAUAUAUCAUCAAUUGAAAAUGUAUGCAUUUAAAACCUUCUUUUGCUACAUUAUUUUUGAGGUUAUGUUAUUUUGUUAUUACGGGUUUCACUAUUUUUCUUUUUGUGCAUCUUGUCUGGCUGUAUACUGUUUUCACACAUUGAUAUUUACUUAAAAGUAUUUUUUUCUUGUGUAUACACAAUAGGCAGUUUACAUUGUAUAACUAUAAAGCCCCCUCCACACUCGUGCGCGAAUCGCGGCGCGAAGCCGCAAACGCGAGUAUGGAGUCUAGUUCGCCUAAUCAGCGAAAUCGACUCCACACUCGCGUUCGCGGCUUCGCGCUCGAGUGUGGAUCAGCUUAACAUUUUUUAUAAUUAAAAAUUAACACUGCCCCAACAUGGUUGUAAAUGGUAAUUUCCUCAUAUAAGUGUCACGUUUGCAUUUAAAACGUAAUAAUAAACUUGUGAAUACC